UUAUUGUGAUAACAGGAAGUGGUUUUAUUGCGACAGUCAGGAGCGGAAGUUUGUGUUCUGUUUAUCUCUGCUCCGUGUGACCGACUGUCCUGCUGACACCGACCCGACCAUGAGCUCCGCUCUGUGGCCUACUCUCCUCCUCCUCCUCGGCCUCUCCUGGGCCGGCCUCGGCUCCUCCUCCUGCCGGGUCCAGAUCCCUCCUCACGACCAGGUGGCCCGGGUGGCCCGCUUCAUCGCCCACCAGUGUGACUGGGCCUCCAUGGCCACCAUCUCCAGCCACAAGCCGGUGGAGGGUCAGCCGUUCUCCAACGUCUUCUCGGUGAGCGACGGGCCACAAGGAACCAGCUCCGGGGUCCCGUACAUGUACCUGACCCACAUGGAGGUGUCGGUCCAGGACCUGCAGGUGAACCCCCAGGCGUCCCUGUCCAUGUCUCUGGCCCAGACCGAUUACUGCAAGCAGCAGGGCUUCGAUCCUCAGAGUCCGCUCUGCGCUCACAUCAUCCUGUCUGGAUCCGUCGUCCAGGUGAACGGGACGGAGGCGGACUUUGCAAAGAAAGCUCUGUUCAGCCGACACCCGGAGAUGAUCGACUGGCCCACGGACCACAACUGGUUCUUCGCCAAGUUCAACAUCACUCAGGUGUGGGUGCUGGAUUACUUCGGAGGGGUGAAGACCGUCUCUCCUGAUGAAUAUUUCCAGGCGGCGCCCCACAGGAAGCACCACUGACGGAAUCAACCUUUGACCCGGAAUGAUGAUGAUGAUGAUGAUGAUGAUGAUGAAGGCGUCCUCAGCCAGUUCUCUUCUUCUCUUCCUCUUCAAACUCUUCCACUUCAGUUUUCUCUGAUCAAUUAAUUAAUCAAUCGGAGUUAAUUAAAUGGCUUAUGAAUCAGAAAGUUUUGUAUCAAAUUAUAGAUUUUAAAUCGGAACAAUAUUCAUCUUUUUCAGACAUUUUGGCAUAAACAUUAAUAAUUAGUGAUAUUUAAACAUUAAUAAACAGAAAAAAUAUGAUUUUAGAAAGUUGUAGUUCAGAGUUUUCACCGCUGGGGGGAGACAUUGGGCCGAUUAUUAGCGCCAUCAAAAGCACUUUAAAGAUAUUUAUUUGAAUAUUUGCUUUAAUAUUGGGUUUUAUUAUGAACCAAAGUGUUAAAAAGUUCUCUAAGUGAUUCUCCUGGUUGACCUUUGACCUUCUGAAUAUUACUUAUUAGGUAUUGUGCAUUUUUCUUACAGUAACUACAUUUCCCAUGGUUCAUAGCGAUAGGAAGGUGGAGCAUUAAUUAGGAAUUAAUGGUUUAGACUCAGUUAGGCUAAAUGUAUUCACUUUAAACGUCUAAAUGUGAAUUUGUGAUCAUGUUUGUGUUUUUAUCUUUAACAAAGUGACUCCACUUUUACCUGAAGGGCUCAAAUCUGAUGUUUUAUCUUUUAUUAAACAGAAUAAGUCAGUAUUUCAGUUUGUUUGUCAGAACAUAUUUUCAUACUUUUUUUUAGAAAAUCAGAUGUAUUUUUAAAAAGAAAAAUAAAUAUUUUUAGCAGAAAC
Xiphophorus maculatus (southern platyfish) is the source of this 1532-nucleotide messenger RNA. RefSeq names its product cellular repressor of E1A stimulated genes 1 (gene creg1). The transcript is spliced from 5 exons. The coding region runs from base 110 to 724 and encodes 204 amino acids. NCBI's taxonomy places the organism in Eukaryota, Metazoa, Chordata, Actinopteri, Cyprinodontiformes, Poeciliidae. The record is from RefSeq and is a predicted model, not a curated record.